AUUUUAUUUAUUAAAUAUUAGCCGAUUCUCGUCAAGUUCUCGUCGGAGUCACACUUGCCCAUGUGCUUGCUCGCUCGCCCGCUCGCUUGUUUGCUAUCUGUUUCCAAUAGAACGACAUAGACUAUAGAUGCUUUCGAGUCUGGAGCUAGCAUCCGGUGAUCAGUUCUGCUAAUCAUCGCCAGUCGAUGAUCCAUGCAUGCAUAGCCAUGGCUACCUUGCAAACAGCCAUUCAGGGCGCUAGCAAAGCCGCCGCUGUCAUAAUUCCUUCGAGGCCAGAUGCCCUGACGAUCAGCUAUGAGACCCUCCUGUCCGAGGUGGCAUCCUUCCAGGCCAAGCUAGCCGCCAUUGGCAUCUGUCGGGGAUCUGCCGUCUCCAUUGCGACGGUCAACUCGUACGAAUUCAUCGUCUCCUUCCUGGCCACCUCUUGGCAACGGGGCAUAGCUGCUCCGCUGAACCCGGCCUAUAAGCAGGACGAGUUCGAGUUUUACAUUGACGAUGUCAAGUCGGCGAUCGUCCUGGUUCCCAGGGGUGCCUUCCAGGCCGCCAGUCCUGCCGUGAAAGCUGCCAGGAGGUUCAAUGCUGCGAUUGCCGAGUGUUACUGGGACCAUGACAAGGGGGAGGUUGCGCUUGAUGUGAAGGACCUUGGCCAGCUCAAUGGGAAAGCCAAGCAGCCCAUCCUGAAGCCAGAGCCAGAUGAUGUCGCGCUGGUGCUGCAUACAAGUGGGACAACAUCGAGGCCGAAAGUGGUCCCACUUUCGCAUCGCAACUUGACCAGAACGAUGAAUAACAUCCAAGCUACUUACCAACUCACAGCCAAGGAUCGCACCAUGCUUGUCAUGCCGCUCUUCCAUGUCCAUGGGCUUCUGUGUGCGCUGCUUGCCACGUUGUACUCGGGGGGCUCCAUGAUUGUGCCUACCAAGUUCUCUGUGUCCGAUUUCUGGAAGGAUUUCAUCACACACAAGGCCAACUGGUAUACCGCCGUGCCGACGAUACAUCAGAUUCUCCUCAAGAGCCCCCCGCCGAACCCGGCGCCAUACAUCCGCUUCAUCAGAUCAUGCUCGUCCCCGCUUUCUCCCACUGUCUUCCAUCAGCUAGAAGAGGCAUUCAACGCCCCGGUCCUCGAGGCGUAUGCCAUGACGGAGGCUGCUCACCAGAUGACGUCCAACCCACUGCCCCCCGGAAAGCGGAAGCCUGGCAGCGUCGGCAUUGGCCAGGGAGUGGAAGUAGCCAUCCUCGACGAGGACGGCAACGACGUCCCACAGGGCAAGGAAGGGGAGAUUUGCAUUCGCGGCGAGAACGUCACGAAGGGGUACCUCAACAACCCUUCGGCCAAUGCCUCGGCCUUCACCAAGGGCGGCUUCUUCCGCACCGGAGACCAGGGCACCAAGGACGAGGACGGCUAUAUCAUCAUCACCGGCCGCAUCAAGGAGCUGAUCAACAAGGGCGGGGAGAAGAUCUCCCCCAUCGAGCUGGAUAACGUGCUCACGACGCACGCAGCCGUGUCCGAGGCGGUGAGCUUCGCCAUCCCCGACGAGUUGUACGGUCAGGACAUUGGCGUUGCCAUUGUCCUGAAGGCGGGAGCGAAGCUUGGACAGGACGACCUCAGGGGAUGGAUUGCGGAGAAGUUGGCCAAGUUCAAGGUUCCCAAGAAGAUCUAUUUUACAGAAGUCAUGCCGAAAACGGCAACGGGCAAGAUCCAGCGUCGGAUCGUGGCGGAGACGAUGCAGAAACAGGACACGAAGGCGAAGUUGUAAAGUUGGCUCGGCAUGGGUUGCCAUCGGUAAGCCCUAUACUGUCGAUGCGGUAUGGAAUAUCCAGUUUUCGUAUAUUCCAAACCGUGGGAUCGUCAGAGCUUUGAAGUGCGAUGUUGACAUAGAUGUGGGGUACUUCGGGACGGAUAUGAAAGGCUAGAGAGAGCCGGGGAAGAAUAGAAUAUAGACUUCUCAAUAUCUUAUUGCAAAGGGGAGAGUGUGUGUGUGUGUUUCAAAUUCAGGGGUAGGAGCGAGUAAAUAGACGUGUUGUUUAAUAUUUGAUGCCGGUUAUUGCUUUUUCUGGAGCAGAUCAGCGCCCGAUGCAUGAUACCGCAGUACAUGCACGCUGAGCCGCACUACAUGUCUCUGGCAGGGCGUUGUGGAACGGCUAACAUAC
Messenger RNA from Phialemonium atrogriseum, 2148 nucleotides. RefSeq names its product peroxisomal-coenzyme A synthetase. The record is from RefSeq and is a predicted model, not a curated record. The coding region runs from base 186 to 1754 and encodes 522 amino acids. Gene Ontology annotation, biological process: fatty acid metabolic process. Lineage: Eukaryota; Fungi; Ascomycota; Sordariomycetes; Cephalothecales; Cephalothecaceae. Gene Ontology annotation, molecular function: medium-chain fatty acid-CoA ligase activity. The transcript has 5 exons.